Messenger RNA from Actinia tenebrosa (Australian red waratah sea anemone), 536 nucleotides. RefSeq lists its product as uncharacterized. The record is from RefSeq and is a predicted model, not a curated record. NCBI's taxonomy places the organism in Eukaryota, Metazoa, Cnidaria, Anthozoa, Actiniaria, Actiniidae.
AAUAUAUUUUACUUAUAUUAUUAGAUACGCCAAUCAAGACGUCGCAGAGUUGGACCAGAGCCCACGGGAGUAGAUCAGAAGGACAUGGUGACAGCAGUGGUUGUUACUCCUUUUGGGAGGUUAAAAAGGAAGUUUAAAAAGGGGGUUUAUUUUCAGGAAGUUUAUGAUUGGAUUGCAACUCAUGAGCAGUGUUCAAUUUUUUUUUCAUUGUCAACAUUUGACAACAAUAUUAUCCUAUUGGAUAAGAUUCAGAAUGAGAGCCAGGGCCUCUUGUAUUACAAGGAGUUGAGUAAAGAAGAAGCAGAAAAAAUUUUUAGAAGCGAGGUUUCUUUUUUUGGAAGCUAUGAAUACGUAGAUGACUUGGACAACACUGUGAACAAUGAUGUGCCACAACAUGAAGAGGUUGGYGUAGUGGGUAAGUGCAACAUUUUUAUGAAUGUACCAGGAUUUUGAGUAUGUAGGAUGGUUCUGGUGGUAGGGGCAAAAGGACUUCUAGAGGUGGUUAAUUUGAUUUUCUUUUGUUUUUUCCCUUCUGU